Molecule: messenger RNA, 1457 nt
Organism: Xylona heveae TC161
Lineage: Eukaryota; Fungi; Ascomycota; Xylonomycetes; Xylonales; Xylonaceae
Exons: 3
Coding region: 117-1199 (360 amino acids)
Source: RefSeq, a predicted model, not a curated record
AACCUCUCGGCUUUUGUCAGACUUUAUCCUUUGCUUGUGCGCCUCUAGCUGAAUAGUUACUGUGCUCCUGGAAUCAUCAUUUUUACCAUUACAAUCACACUACGUCUUCUUUGACAAUGGAUGCAAUGUCCGGCAGUGAGAUUUCCAGCAAUCCAGACCAAAAUUAUGCUAGUAUAACUCUCAAUUCUUUCAAGAUACCGCAGUUGCCUCAAUUAAGCAGCAAAGUCGAAGGCAUUGCAUUGAUCUCCGACAUCGAGCAUGUGGAGUACGAAACAACACUCCAGCAAGGCUAUGGCGGCAUAAAACACCUUCCACCCUCCAUUUUGGAUAUCACGUUGGGUGGCUUUUCUUCUGGAUUUCCAAUGGGCUUUCUCACAGCUCUUGGUCAACAAUUACAGCAUCUUCAAUCAUUUGCUGUUAGAAAUUCGCUGCUUGGAGGCGAAUCGGAAGAAUCACACAAAGACACCGUAGAAUUCUUCAAGCAUGCGACGGAACUGGUCGAUUUGCGUUUCGAGAACGUCUUUGCCUAUCCCGGAUUUUUUGCAACGCUGGGUGAUAUUAUUACAACAAGUAAAAAGAGUUGCUUGCAAGCCUUGGACAUUAGCUAUGUUUUCCAGAACCAGGAUGAGAAAUUUCACGAACGGAUUGCUUCAACAGAGAUGCAUAGAUUGGUUGGACCGUCUUUGACACAUCUUGGAUUGGAUUUCUCUGCAGAGAUAUCACAAGGCACCGGUGUUGUUCCUUUCCCGCCAUCGUCUUCUGUCGCCCUGGUUGAUGCAUUAACGGGACCGGAUGCGCCCGUUGACCUUGUCCGACUCGAUAUGGUAAUGUAUUGUCUGACGCUGGAGCAAUUAUUUGGACUGUUGCAGAAACAUGGCAAUUUGCGCUGGCUUUCCGCUGCUUUAAAGAUUGAAGCCACAGAACAGAACAAGUAUGGUAUCCUUGCGGCAUUGGCAAAUUGUCCAAAGUUGGAGCAUGUCGAAAUAAUCGGGUAUCCGUCUCUCGAAAAUCAACAAGCUGUUCCGGACUUGAAACAAGCGGUGUUCGAUGUUGCCCUUCCAUGUGCGAGGGAUAUUCAGCUGCUUGCCGAUGAGAGACACCACUGCCCGCGUCUAGUCGAUUUUUCGUGCAACAUUCUGCGAAAUCCAAUGCUUGGCGAAGUCGUUUGGGAAAGAGAAAGUGAGACUGGUAGGACAUGAAACACGAACUAGAGGCGAUGAUGCAUUCAGUGGUGCGGAGCUGAGAGACCGAUGAAACGCUUUACAGAGGAAUUCCUGUUCCUCCCCGAUUUCGUUGACCACUGACAGAUGAACAACUCUGAAGGAAUUCACGACGAUAGAGAUCGAGAAAUUUUUUGUCGACCGACUAGAUAUAGAAUGAAGAUUUAUUUAGAUGUUUAUAAUUUAUUUUUAAGAAUGAUCAAACCAGAUUAUCACAAUCAGACUAUCGUUUCCCAC